This is a messenger RNA of Zophobas morio, 1134 nucleotides long. RefSeq names its product odorant receptor Or1-like. The record is from RefSeq and is a predicted model, not a curated record. Bases 1 to 1134 code for a protein of 377 amino acids. Gene Ontology annotation, cellular component: plasma membrane. The transcript is spliced from 5 exons. Gene Ontology annotation, biological process: detection of chemical stimulus involved in sensory perception of smell; sensory perception of smell. NCBI's taxonomy places the organism in Eukaryota, Metazoa, Arthropoda, Insecta, Coleoptera, Tenebrionidae. Gene Ontology annotation, molecular function: olfactory receptor activity; odorant binding.
AUGAAACUGUAUCUGAACAGAGGCGUUUCUCCAAAUAUAUUAUUGUGUAACAUUAUUGGGCACUGGCCUUUUGGCAACCCGAUGAUUUAUAAGAUUUACACACAUUUUGUGAUGACUGGUAUGUAUUUAUAUAACCUGGCAGGCACGAUGUAUUUGGUGAAAAAUAUCGAUGAUACCGAGGAAGCAACAGCUACAAUUUACAAUUUAUUAAGCACCGUCGCAGUUAUAAUUAAAGCUAACAUUUUUCACAGAAAUUUUAAGCAGAUUAAAAGCAUCGUGGACAUGUUUAAAAUCGAGGAAUUUCAGCCAAGGAACGACGAACAGUGCAAGCUUUUGAAAAGUGGAGUGUUUGUGGCCAGAUUUGUCUUUUUUUAUUUUUUCAUUACGGCUGAUUUAACUCUGGUGAUGUGGAUAUCGUUUCCAAUUUUGGAUAAAGAAAGGCGAUUGCCAUCCAAAGCUUGGUUUCCUUACGACUACUUGUCGGAGGAAUAUUAUAUGCCGACUUAUAUUUGGCAGAGCAUUUUUAUUUGCUACCACGCUCUGAGUAAUGUUGGAAUGGAUACUUUAUUUGCAAUGCUUAUGGUGCAAACUGGUGCUCAGUGUGAUGCACUUAAUGAAGAAUUGAGUAAUUUAGGAAAAGAGAAUUCUAACGACUCUGAGGCAGUACAUCAAGAUUUACGAAGAUGUAUUCUUCAUCAUAAAUUAAUUUUAGACCUGUGCGAUUCCAUAGGAUUAGCGUUUGGGAAUAUUGUUUUUGUGCAAUUUGUAACUAGUGUUUUGGUUUUGUGCGAAACAAUGUUUUUACUGUCUUUGCUUAACACAUUCAAUGCAACUUUUGUUAUGUUACUGUUUUAUCAGAUUGCUAUUUUUACUCAAAUAUUUUUAUAUUGUUGGUUUGGAAAUGAGGUGGUUUUAAAGAGCGAGAAGUUACAUUAUUCUGCAUUUAUGUGCAACUGGUACGAGUGUUCACAGCCCUUUAAGAAGGAUUUGUUAUUUUUUAUGACAAGAGUGCGCAAACCUAUAAUAUUGUUCGUGGGAAACAUAUUUCCUAUAACUUUAAUGACAUUUACAAGCAUUUUACGUUCUUCGUGGGCGUAUUUUAUGGCACUGCGUAAAGUUCAUGACAAAUCGUAA